AGAAAACGAAAAAGCACGGGACAUGCGUUUGGCGGGGAAAAGAGAGAGAACGCGAAAUACGACGACGACGGCAUAUACACACAAUCUUCUGCUGCAGCUUCGACAAAAUUCAAUGUGCAUAUACACACAUACUUUAACAGUACUUUAAAUAUGUUAUAUAUACGAAUGCAUACAUCUUAUGAUUCAUGGAAUAGUUAUGCGUUAUGUCUCGGCAAACGCGACUCGAAUUAUACGAAUAUCAUCAUCGUCAUGUAGUUACGAGCAACAAAAACUUGAAGCACGCACAUAAUGAAACGUUGAAUUAUACGAUAUCGCUAAAAUGUCAUCACGAAACAUCACGAGAUCAUUGUUCAGUCGAUCAAACUCAAAUUUUUCCAUCUAAUACGUUGAUUCUCGCAAUGAUGAUACAUUUUAUACAAAUUACUUCGUGAUAAAAAAAUAUACGUAAAAAAAAACAUCGUUCAUACAACAAAGUAUUUUCGUGACUGCGUGUCGAUGACGAAUUACGUAUAUUCUUACAGUCAUUAAGAAUAAAGUGAUUGGUGACAUUCAGAUACAAACGUAAAAUAAUAUCAUGGCGAGUGAACAAUUUUCGCUCGUUUGGAACAGUUUUCCAACAAAUUUGUCUUCCGGUUUGUACACUCUUUUGACGGAUGAACAUCUUGUUGAUGUUACACUUACUGCCGAGGGCCAAAUUCUUAGAGCUCACAAGCUUAUAUUAUCUGUCUGUAGUUCUUAUUUUAGAGAACUCUUCGAGGAGAACACUUGCAAGCAUCCGAUAGUUAUACUGAAGGAUGUGAAUUACAGAGAUCUGUCGGCGAUGUUACAUUUUAUGUAUCAGGGAGAAGUGAACAUAAAGCAAGAAGAUAUAUCAAGUUUUUUGAAACUUGCCGAGACGUUACAAAUAAAAGGUCUAACAACUGAGAACCGCACUGAAUCUUACAUCUCCGGUGAGACUAAGAAAGAGAAAGAUUCAUUUAGAACAGAAAUGUGUGAAGACUUGGCGGAGCAAAAUCUAGAAGAGACGGUAUCGCAGAGAUUGGAAGGUUCCGUUGGUUCUCCUCAUCGAGAAAGGUCUCCAUCUACAAGAACUAAACAAUCCUGUAUAAAAGUGACAUCCAGUAAGGUUUUUCAGCGCUUCGGAGGAGACUUGGACACAGAAAAAGUAAUGCAGCCGAUAAACAGAAUGUUUCAUGAAAACUAUGAAGACAGAACAAAUGAAAUGAAGACAGAACAAAUGACAGCGAUGAGCGAAGAACCGUUGGAUUACACUUCUGAAGUGCGAGCUCCGAUGGAUGAUGGCGAAGAACCAUUGAACUACAGGCUGAACGCAAAUGAUCAUCCUCCCCAAGAUUUUGGUUUGAUUUUACCUCAUGCCGAGAAUUGUGAGAGGGAAAGCCUAGGGACCGAAAAUCAACCGCAAGAAUCAAAGGAUUUGAACUGUGAAGAAGCGAGUUUUUCGAGAGGAAAAAAACCAGUCAAAGGAUUACCAAGCGAUUCUUUGCCGUUGGAAACAACCUUAAGGGUUGUCUCCGAGAUUGGACCAACGUUGAGAGUCGAUAGGGGCAAAGUCGUUCGUAUGUACUCGUGUCCAUGGUGCUUGAGACAUUUUACGCGAAAAGAAAAUCUCAAAUUGCACGUACGUUACAUACACGGUCCCCUCGAGAGUCUCACGUGCAAACUUUGUGGCAACAAGUACAAGAACAGCAACAGCUUACGCGUACACUCGUAUCUUUAUCAUAAUACAAGACGCAGCAAACACACUAAGCCAUAAAUCUUGAGUGGCAAUGUCUGAUAAUGUUUCUUCCCAUCCUCUUAUUUGUUUUUCCUCCCUUUUGUUUUGCCAAACAAAGCUUUAUUGACGUAUCGCAUGUUAUUUGUUGUUAUUGAAUUAUACUUGUAAAAUUUGAAUAAAAAUCGUUAUUAUUGAAUAAAA
Molecule: messenger RNA, 1936 nt
Organism: Venturia canescens
Lineage: Eukaryota; Metazoa; Arthropoda; Insecta; Hymenoptera; Ichneumonidae
Product: zinc finger and BTB domain-containing protein 17-like
Exons: 4
Coding region: 575-1774 (399 amino acids)
Biological process (GO): regulation of transcription by RNA polymerase II
Cellular component (GO): nucleus
Molecular function (GO): protein binding
Source: RefSeq, a predicted model, not a curated record